AUGCCCGUUCCCGAGUCGCAGUACCUUAGCCCCGUCUGGCGGGACAGCCUGUUCAAGGGUCGAGUCGUCUUCGUGACCGGCGGCGCCGGCACCAUCUGCAGCAUGCAGACCCGGGCGCUGGUGCGUCUGGGCGCCGACGCGUGCAUCGUCGGGCGCAACGUGGACAAGACCGAGGCAGCCGCCAGAGACAUUGCGACGGUGCGUCCAGGGGCCAAAGUCAUUGGCAUCGGCGGAUGCGAUGUGCGCAAGAUCGAGAACCUCAACGAUGCCGCCGAACGAUGCGCCAGGGAGCUUGGGGGCAUCGACUUCGUCAUUGCCGGGGCGGCCGGCAACUUCAUCGUGUCCAUGGAAGCCAUGAGCACCAACGCGUUCAAGGCCGUCAUGGACAUUGACGUCGUCGGCACCUUCAACACCAUCAAGGCCACGAUGCCGCAUCUCCUCAAAAGCCCCGACGCGCGCCUCAUCUACGUCUCGGCGACCUUCCACUACACGGGCAUGCCGAUGCAGGGCCACGUGGCGGCGGCCAAGGCCGCGGUCGACUCGCUCAUGGCCUCGGUGGCGCUCGAGUACGGCCCGCGCGGGGUCUCGAGCAACGUCAUCGCGCCCGGGGCCGUGGCGGACACGGAGGGGACGGCGCGGCUGGUCGGCACCGACCGCGCGGGCUUGGCGCGGCACACGAGGAGCAUCCCCACCGGCCGGCUCGGGACCGUCCGCGACGUGGCCGACGCCACCGUCUACCUGUUCAGCCCGGCCGGCUCGCACAUCAACGGCCACGCGCUGGUCGUGGACGGCGGCGCCUGGCGGCGCCAGGGGGCGGUGGCCAUGGGGGCCGAGGAGCUGCGGUACCCAGACUACCUGCUUCCAGAGGGCGAGGAACCCAAGGUGAAGCUGUGA
Messenger RNA from Ustilaginoidea virens, 894 nucleotides. RefSeq lists its product as uncharacterized. NCBI's taxonomy places the organism in Eukaryota, Fungi, Ascomycota, Sordariomycetes, Hypocreales, Clavicipitaceae. The record is from RefSeq and is a predicted model, not a curated record. Gene Ontology annotation, molecular function: 2,4-dienoyl-CoA reductase (NADPH) activity. Gene Ontology annotation, biological process: fatty acid catabolic process. The transcript is spliced from 4 exons. Bases 1 to 894 code for a protein of 297 amino acids.